CCCACGGGCUCUGUGGUGAGGCGCCCUCGAUGGCCGCCGCCCGCCGAGCAGCGCGGAGGGACGGAGCUCAGGCCGAGAGCGGCACGGCGGGACACGGCCCACACGGCGGGCCGUACAGCGCGGGUCGCACAGCGCGGGCAGGGUGAACUUCACAGAAACUCCCAAAGGCUUCAAAGAUUUAUUUUGGGCAAAAUAAAUGAGCUAAGUUGUUCUGAUAAAGCAGAAUGGAUCCUUGUUCAGUUGGAGUUCAGCUUCAGGCUACCAGUGAGUGCCAUAAGAUCUAUUACACCCGUCACACUGGCUUCAAGACCAAACAAGAUAUCUCUUCAUCUGACCUCCUGCUGCUUCAGCUGAGGACUGGGAUAACCCUGUCGGAGAACAACACAAUCUGCUUCCACCAUGCCAAAAUUUACAUUGAGAGAUUUGAAGACUUACAAAAAUCCUGUUGUGAUCCCUUUAACAUCCACAGAAAACUGUCAAAGAAAAACUUGCGACCAAUUGACUUGGAUGAUGCAGCGUUUCUGAGUGCCAAGUUUGGAAGGCAGUUUGUUCCUGGCUGGAAGCUUUGUCCCAAGUGUAUGCAGAUAAUCAAUGGAAGUGUGGAUGUGGAACCUGAGGAGCGACAAAGGAGAAGGCUGGAUCCAGAUGGACGUACAGCUAAGGCUUUAAAGUCUCUCCAGUUUGCUAACCCAGGACGACAGACUGAGUUCACUCCAGAGACCAGUAAAAGGGAAAAAAGAAGGCAAACAAAAAUCUCAGUCUUUAAUUCAGACAGGCAAGUAAUUCCAGCCAAGAGUAAGGUGUAUGACAGCCAGGGGCUGCUGCUGUACAGCGGGAUGGACCUGUGUGACUGCCUGGACGAGGACUGCCUGGGCUGCUUCUACGCCUGCCCCAAGUGCGGCUCCAACAAGUGCGGCACCGAGUGCCGCUGCGACCGCAAGUGGCUCUACGAGCAGAUCGAGAUCGAGGGAGGGGAGAUCAUCAGGAACAAGCACGUGGGCUAGGGGCCAUGGGCAUUGUUCCAUCCUGAGUGUGGGCCAUGCUUUGGGUAAACACAGCAGACGCAGUGUUAGGUUAAUGGGCGCUGUUGGGACUUGUCAGGACCCACGGGAUGAAUGCGCUCACUUUCACAGUCGUUUUCAGUGUGGUGGUGGACAUAACCAACUGCUGUCUUUGCACUGUAAUCAGGCUUCUUACUGAUCCAGGUGGGAUCUCACUGAACAGCUGUAUUCAAGUACAAGGUGCUGAAUUCUAAUGUGAUCUAUCCUGAGCCACUUGCUAUUCUUUCAUACAUUGUUUUGUAGAAUGUACCAUCUCUGUGUAUCACUCAUUUCUCCUUCUCAAAUUCAGGAUCUCGUGGGUUUUAAUCUGUUUUAUGGGAAAGUUCUCAAGGAAUUUAUAUGCAGUAUUACUAGUGAAUACUGUGUCUUCUACAGAGUAUUGAAGCUCCAUCUGAUAAAUCCAAUCCUGUUCACUUAAAAAGGAGUCAAAAGCAUUUAGGUGUUCAGGUCUCAUCCCAGUUAUUGGGAUUUGAGGUCAAGUUAUCCUUAUGAAUGCAUAAGGAUAUGAAUUCAUAUGAAUUCAUAUUAAAAUAUUGAAAUUAACCUGUAAUAUACAUUGUGUUAAAGUAUUACUUAUUACUUUUUUGGUUUCUGUAGCACAAAAUUAAAACAAUUUUGCUCUAUCAGUCUGUAAUUGGACUGAACCAGUACUUCAACAGUCCUCUCCUUGUUUUUUUCUCUUUUUACUGAUUUUUAAGGUUUACAUGCAGCUGAAAUGAAUUUGUCUGUUUCCAAACCAAGAUUAUCUAGACUGUUACCAAAAAAACCCAGAUGAAUGGAAAGUAUCUUUGGUUGAUACAUUAUCUGUCCUCAUAAUAUUAAACUUUUACACUGUAAGAAGGCUUAUUGAAAAGGUUUUAUAAAUUAAGUUUUAGUAACAUUUUUAUUCUUUAUAUUUUUGUUGUGUUUUGUAUAAAUUUCCUGUCAUUUGAUGACUUGGAAGAUCUGCAUGUUUGUUGGGUCACAUUUUUUCAAUAAUACUGUUAAGUUCUUGCAGACUUACUUGGUAAAGUUGUAUAAUCUUGCAAUGUGCUCAGCAGAUCUUUUUCUGUUCUGGUGUCAUGAAUGUUGCCUUGCCAAAAUCCAGAGUUAUGCUUUGAGUUAUGCUGACAUCUGCUGGUCCAGCUGGAGUAUAAGAACUGAGAUGUUACAUUUUUAUUAAAUCUGUUCUAAAAAUAA
Messenger RNA from Haemorhous mexicanus (house finch), 2240 nucleotides. It is a transcript of the gene ARL14EP, whose product is annotated as ADP ribosylation factor like GTPase 14 effector protein. NCBI's taxonomy places the organism in Eukaryota, Metazoa, Chordata, Aves, Passeriformes, Fringillidae. The record is from RefSeq and is a predicted model, not a curated record. Gene Ontology annotation, cellular component: intracellular membrane-bounded organelle. Bases 225 to 1004 code for a protein of 259 amino acids. The transcript is spliced from 4 exons.